AUGACUUUUUGAUCCUCAGUUCAUCAAAAUUCGAGCCAAGAUCAAGAACAAGAUCGUUGGUUAACUGCUGGCCGAGGUGGGGAGACCCUUAAGCAGACCUUAUUCGUGACCCUACCAUGCUGACCCGGCUGGCCCGCGCUUUGACCUCCCCCUCUGUUAGGGAGGGAGUAAGAGGCGUACACAGAACCGCCCCUGCUGCCAGUGACGCCCUCUUUGUGCACCGGGACACAGCACAGAAUAACCCAGACACACCGUUUGAGUUCACAGCAGAAAACAAGAAGCGAGCCGAGGCCAUCAUGUCCAUUUACCCAGAUGGCCACAAGAAGGCCGCAGUGAUCCCGCUACUCGACCUGGCUCAGCGGCAGGUCGGAAACUGGCUUCCCAUCACAGCCAUGCAUACUGUAGCGAAGAUGCUCGAUAUGCCAAGAAUGAGAGUCUAUGAAGUGGCCACGUUCUACACGAUGUAUAUGAGGAACCCAGUUGGCAAAUACCACGUUCAGGUCUGCACCACCACCCCCUGCUGGCUGAGAGGUUCGGACCAAGUGAUGGCCAUGAUCAAAGACAAGUUGGGCCUUACUCCUGGCCACACAACCCCGGACGGCCUGUUUACCCUGUCGGAAGUGGAGUGCCUGGGUGCCUGUGUCAACGCCCCCAUGAUGCAAAUUAACGACGAUUAUUAUGAGGACCUAGGAGACUCGGACGUGUCAGAAAUUUUAGACUCCCUAGCUGCCGGAAGGACCCCCAAGGCCGGCCCAAGGAGUGGAAGGUUUGCUGCCGAGCCUGCUGGUGGCCUGACUACCCUCACUGGCCCCCCUCCUGGCCCUGGCUUUAGGGUGCGUGAUGACCUCUAAAUGACCCAGCCUGACCCCACUCACGAGGUCAGGUCAAGAAGGCAGUGACUCGAGAUGGCACCAGUGUAUAUACAGCAGAAAACGGCGACCUGACCUCUCCUAGUGCCGUUUUCUAUGGUUUCUGUGGCUUAGUGGGAAGAAAAUGUAAUCUUGUUGUAAUUUUGUGGAUUAAAUGCAGUUGUAAUUAUUAUUAUUA
Messenger RNA from Scylla paramamosain (green mud crab), 1047 nucleotides. It is a transcript of the gene ND-24, whose product is annotated as NADH dehydrogenase [ubiquinone] flavoprotein 2, mitochondrial-like. The transcript has 7 exons. Gene Ontology annotation, molecular function: NADH dehydrogenase activity. NCBI's taxonomy places the organism in Eukaryota, Metazoa, Arthropoda, Malacostraca, Decapoda, Portunidae. Gene Ontology annotation, biological process: mitochondrial electron transport, NADH to ubiquinone. The coding region runs from base 117 to 851 and encodes 244 amino acids. The record is from RefSeq and is a predicted model, not a curated record.